CUGUGCCCAACUGAAUCCAAUCCGAAUCCCCAUCUUCGCAUCCGCAUCUGCAUCUGCAUUCCGCCGCCCAGGACGAGCACCCAGUGGCCAAUCCGCAGACCAUGUCGCCCAAGUACACACAUGCGAUUGUGGCCAGAAUCUCGGAUGCCCUGCUGGAGAACGGGAAGUUCGAUGUACAACUGGCCAAGCAGCAGCACGAGCAGUACUGCACCCUCCUGCGGACCAUUGGCCUCGAUGUGAUCGAGCUGCCGCCGGAUGACCAGCUGCCCGAGGGCGUAUUCGUCGAGAACAGUGCCGUGAUCUGUAACGGAGUGGCACUGAUCGGAAGAUCGGAGCAUCCCAAGCGGCGACUCGAGGCCGAGAGCAUGGCCAUUAUCCUCAAAAAAGAGCUAGACAUUCCGGUCAUCGAGAUCGAGGAUCCGCAAGCUCUGCUCGAUGGUGGCGACGUGCUUUUCACGGGUCGCGAAUUCUUCAUUGGCAUCUCCAGUUUCACCAACGAGGAGGGAGCCCGGGCGGUGGCCAUGGCCUAUCCCGAAUAUCCAGUGACGCCGAUUCGGGUCAACGGCACCAAGAGGCUGAAGUACUAUGUGACCAUGGCGGGGCCGGAAGUGCUGUGUGUGAGCAGUAGCCCCACCUGCCAGGAGAUCGUGAAGCGGAUGGAGCGCGAGGCCAUCUGCACCUACCAGAAGUUGACUCUGCCCGAGGAGAGUGCGGCCAAUAUGCUGUACAUCAACGGAACGAUCGUGCACAGAUCGCCGACGGAAAUUCCAGAAGCCUACAAGACUUUAAAAGAGAAAAUCGACAUUCCAACACGCAACAUAAAUAUUAGUGAAUUUAGCCAAUAUUCCAGUGGUCUGACCUCGUCGUGUUUGUUGCUGCGACGCUGGAAGUCCAUACGGAGCUUGUGAAUCUCUCUGGGAGCUGAGAGGAUCACCCGACCGGAGUGAGAAGCAUUGCCAUGAGAAACAUGCACAACAGCCCCAAGGAGCGGGAAACUGGAUGCAUUCCCUGCUCUGUCCAGGCAUCAGCAAAAUUGUAUUAUCUUAUUAUAGUUUAUACACAUCUCUUGUUAUUGUUACAAAUUAAGAUUAAACCUUUGACGCUAAUCAAACUGAUCGUCGCUGAGGCGUCGCUGCUGUUACUUUCCCAGCCCAUUGUUACGUUAUAAGUUGUGUAAUUCAAUCAGAGCUGGAAAGUAUCAUCGCCGUCGACGUCCAGAUAGAUGAUCGCCAUUCCUCCACUCACACUCCAUGACGGUGUUGAACGGAUAUCAUUGUAUUAAUAUGGUAAAAUUGCUAUUAUGAAUUGUAUCUACUUUACAAGUAGUUUGUUGAAUGUGUUCACUGUCUGUCCUCGAAAUAAAUGCAACAUUUGUAAUCUCUUCUUAAAAAACUUAAA
Drosophila mauritiana is the source of this 1398-nucleotide messenger RNA. RefSeq names its product N(G),N(G)-dimethylarginine dimethylaminohydrolase 1. Gene Ontology annotation, biological process: positive regulation of nitric oxide biosynthetic process; arginine metabolic process. The transcript is spliced from 5 exons. The record is from RefSeq and is a predicted model, not a curated record. Gene Ontology annotation, molecular function: amino acid binding; dimethylargininase activity. The coding region runs from base 102 to 908 and encodes 268 amino acids. Lineage: Eukaryota; Metazoa; Arthropoda; Insecta; Diptera; Drosophilidae.